This is a messenger RNA of Trichoderma virens Gv29-8, 1824 nucleotides long. RefSeq lists its product as uncharacterized. Lineage: Eukaryota; Fungi; Ascomycota; Sordariomycetes; Hypocreales; Hypocreaceae. Gene Ontology annotation, biological process: DNA-templated transcription. Gene Ontology annotation, molecular function: zinc ion binding; DNA binding. The record is from RefSeq and is a predicted model, not a curated record. The transcript is spliced from 7 exons. The coding region runs from base 1 to 1824 and encodes 607 amino acids.
AUGGGAAAUGCAUCUGAUACGCCUGCUGAGUCCAUUCUUGAAACAAAUUUACCGCGACCCGCUACAUUAGGUUUGUCCCCGAAGGAACCUGUCGUAGAACAAUCAGCACAAACGAGCAUUACUACAGCUUCACAAUCAUCACUUUCUGAAUAUGAGCUACAUUCAGGGAGUGUUCAACACGGCGUCUCAAAAUUUAGUAAUGUGGGAGCUCUAACUCCAGACGAGUCCGAAUUCGAUAGCGAAGAAUCGACGAUAGACCUAAAGGACAUAAACUGGGAACAUCAUGGGCCGGGUUCUUGGCUUUCCAUCUGUUCCAAACCAGGAAUAAGGUGGGUCUCAGAUAAAGUUGGCAGCAUUGAAUUCCGUGAGGUUGCGCAAGGGUUAGUGGCGGACUGGACCAAGCACUUGACGCUGUCCCAAUAUCCCACAACGCAGCAUGGCCCAGACCUGGACUUUGAGACCGCCUGGCGGUAUUCCACAUCUUACUUCGAUUCCACGCAGGAUGCUGCUUUCGGCGUAGUGGAUCGUGCCGAUUUUGAGGACCAUCUUCAGCGUCAUUUCCAAAGCGCCGGCACGGAUUAUGGAGACGCUGCGUCGUACGCCUUGCGGAAUGCCGUGUAUGCAGUUGGUUGCCGUGCCAUGCCAGCCUACACGUGUUCAGACCCCUCACAAAAUCAAGAUGAGUCCCUGCAACUGUUCUUCAAUGCCCUCUCUGAAUUACCCAACCUGCUGUUUAUGCCGAGUGGUUUGAGAGCAGUGCAGGCGUUGGCCGUCAUGACAUCGUAUGCAGAACUUCUGGGAAGUCCUUCGGUCGAGUAUAUGCUUUGCGGUGCCGCUGCUCGGCUUGCACAGUCCAAAGGCCUUCACCGGCAACCUGCAACCGCAUGGUGCCUGCCGGAACGCGAAAAAUUCCAUCGCGAAUGUAUCUUUUGGACUAUUUACUGCUACGAUAAGGGAUUGGCAUUGCGGUGUGGCCGCCCAUCUAUGCUCGAGAAUGAUGAGAUUAGCUGCCAAAUACCAACUAGGACUCCCAGUGGCAGCGCGGUAGAUUUAGAUGUACUUGUUGCUUCCAUAAGGCACGCGCAAAUCUGUGCAGACAUUUUCAAAAGUCUCUACUCUCCCAAAUCUCUCAAUAAACCCCCCGACGACCUUUUGCAGCAGAUAAGAGGGAUUGAUCAAAAGCUUGAGGAGUGGCGCAGCUCACUUCCCGAUCGCCUAGCGAGGCCGCAAAAAAAGUCCCCCUCGUACAGAGAAGAGCCGGACAUGAAUCAGGCCCACGCAAUUCGCCUGCUCCGAGCCUACAACGGGAGCAUCAUUGCGUUGUAUGCUAGUUUUCACUAUCCAUGGAUCAGGUCGCGGCUUAGGAAACAACGCGAGGGCCCUUCUCCUGAUUCAAUUUCGGCGAUAUCGGCUCGAGUGGCCGAGGCUGCACGGAGCAUUCUCACAACACUUACGGAGUGUAGGCCCGUGUGUAUCUCUACAGGACCAACUGCCUUUUACUUCCCAAUGCUUGCGAUCAUCAACCUUUUUAUAUACAUCCUGGAGUAUCCUACAACGAAGACGGCACAGUCUGAUAUUGCAUUGCUUGACAUUGGGGUUGGUCACUUCGGACAAAUCUAUCAUCUAACUUCUGGGCGUAUGUCGUUUCAAUUUUCUCGCCAAGUCGCUGUGCUCGCAUGCAAGGCUGUGGAACGAGCUGCAUCUAGGGCUGCAAACAACGCGACGCCAGAAACAUCCAUGAACAACUCCAAGGACGCUCUUGACGAUCCGAAUGACACGGUUGUGAGUAUGAUAUUCCCCAAUUUUGAUUGUGGCGGUGCCUAA